Molecule: messenger RNA, 7567 nt
Organism: Vespa velutina
Lineage: Eukaryota; Metazoa; Arthropoda; Insecta; Hymenoptera; Vespidae
Exons: 18
Coding region: 2560-5958 (1132 amino acids)
Biological process (GO): signaling
Cellular component (GO): postsynaptic specialization; glutamatergic synapse
Molecular function (GO): gamma-glutamylaminecyclotransferase activity; molecular adaptor activity
Source: RefSeq, a predicted model, not a curated record
GAUCGAGGAGAGAUGAAGAGGGAGGGGUCUCUAAAGCCGACAGCAUCUCUCUCUUUCUCGCGCGCGACGCAGUGUAGUCGACAGCAUCCCGCGGGUGGUCUCGAUCGAAGGGAGAGACAAGGCCCGGGAGAACCGACGAUCUGUCGUCGUCUCUCUCUUUUUUCUCUCUUCCUUUUCUCUUUUCAACCUACACCACUUUUUAUCCUAUUACGAUCUAAUAUAUCUUUUAUAUCAUCUCGCUUCUCCCUUAUCUUUUUUCCCUUUCGUCCUUUCAUAUAACUUUUCUAUCUCUUUUUCUCUCUACCUUUCUCUCUCUCUCUCUCUCUCUCUCUCUCUCUCUCUUUCUCUAAUUCGCGAAAAAUAAAGGAAUGAAGAAAUAAUAAUAAUAAUAAUAAUAAUAAUAAUAAAAAGAAAGAAAUAUAUAAAUAUAAGGGGAAAAAAAAAAUUCAUUCACCGGGCCAAGUGAAAGAUAUCGAAGUAGAUCGUCGUACGAACACGAUCUGUGACUCUUUAUAAAUAGAGAGAGAGAGAGAGAGAAGAACAUAGAUAGUGAAUUGAAUAGAAGAAGAAAUAGAAGAGAAACGGACGGUAGCAGGAAAGGAAGAACGCGCGAGCGGAAGAGAUUUGAGCGUGGCGGUUGUUCCGAGAAUACGCGGAAGCGAGAAAGGAAAAGAAAAAGAGAAGGAGGAGAAAGAAGUGGAAGAGGAGGAGGAGGAGGAGGAGGUCUAGAAGGAGUAAAGAGGAGAGAAGAGGAAAGAGGAGGUAUCAGUUAGUCUGCCGUCUCGUUCAUCUCAUCCAGUUCGGUUCACGUUCGUGUUCGGUCGCGUGCAAAAGAAGAGAGACAUAUAUUUAUAUACACACACACACAUACACACAGACGCCCCUCCGAGACUCGCGUGGCUACCCUCCGCGACCGCACCUGUCUCGAACGAGCGCGCGCGCAAACUCGUAACACGCACGCAUACACGUAGACACGGGAUCUCUCUCACAAGACACUACACGACACAACAUCACAACGUAGACGACAGCAACCAACGACGAUUGAAGAGCAAAAGAAGAAGAUAGAUAAAGAGAGUGAAAUAAAGAGAGCUAAAAGGAAAAAGAGUAACAGAGAGAAAGAGAGAGAGAGAGAGAGAGAGAGAGAGAAGAGACGACCAACAUCUACCAACAGCAACAGAGACUACGAAGAAUCUCUUCACGAUGUCGCGUUGGGAGUCCGCGAAGUGUGUCGUUGCUAUUUUAAAGUAGUACGUAUGUAUAUUCCGAGACUCACGGAGGACGUACGAUCCGUUUCGUUCGUCCUCGGUCAGAAAUUCUUAGACGAGAGUGCUUCCUAGAGAGAAGAAUUUAAUAGAGCCAAGAGUUUUUAACGAGACAGCUACGUGCGAGUAAAUGAUAUAUAUAUAUAUAUAUAUAUAUAUUUUUUUUUACGACAUACGAAGAAAAAUGAUAAAAUUAGUGAAAUCAAUUGGAUACGUUAUAUUACAACAUGAAAUACGUAUGUACUUGCUUACAUAUAAGACUUUAAUCGCCGCUCGACAAUGUUUACUUACAUUACGAUAAGACAGUUGGAUAAGAGAACGGCUAUGGACAUUGUAAAAAGAUAAUCUUCGAUCUUGUCGACAAAACGGUAAAGACGGAGACAGAGAGACAGACAGAAAAACAGAGAGAGAAAGAUAUAUAUAUUACGUUGUAAAUAAAGAAAAAAAAAAUCUAAAGGAGUGAAGUUUAUACGAGUCUAAUGAAAUCAUCGUGCAAUAGUGUUGUUGUGUUACAUACGCGCACACACACACACACACAUAUACACACACAUAUAUAUAUAUAUAUUUGUUGUGUUGGAAAAAUAGUGAGACAUAAUAAUGUAUGAGAUCGAGAGCGCGUGCGCGUUGACGUGCGUGUUGGCGCACGUCAAACAAGAUCACGCUACGAGAUAAUUACGACGACAAGUCGUCCCUGUGGAUGAAUGAACGUGACCCGUACAUUUUUUUCUACUCGACGUGGAGAAGAAGAAGGCAAAAGAAGAGAAGAAGAAGAAGCAGAAGAAGAAGACGAAGAAGAAGAAAAGGAGAAGGAGAAGGAAGAAGCAUUAGCAACGGUAGCGACGACGAAGGGUGGGAAAGAAGAAAAAGAAGGGGAAGGAGAUGGAAGAAGAGAAACGUUACGCGUCUUUGUAAGAGAGAAAAAGAAGAAGAAAAAAAAAGAAAAAGAAGAGAAGGAGGAGGAGGAAGAAGAAGAGAAUAGCGGUUUUCAUAGCGCAGAUUUAUUCGCAACGUGCCAACUGUACACCUUCGUGAUAUAAGGCGAGCGCCAACUACUGCUACUACUUUUGAAUAAAUACACGCUUAAACACAACAAACAAAAAAUCCAGACACACACACAAAAUCAAAACAAAAGAGGACCAUUCGAGAUCAUCUCUUAGAAGGAAGUAGAAAUAAAAGAAGAAAAGAAAAGAAGAGAUUAUCGAUGUGUAAACGUCGACAUUUUUUUUCGUAUGCGAUCAAUUAUAUCCUAAUAUUUUGAUUUUAUCGUGUAUCAUUCUUGUGUGUUAAUGAAAAUUCGAUGAUUAUAAUGGAAAGGAAAAGUAUCGAAGCACGGCCAAAGAUCGAAAUCGUACGUGUCUCAUCCAUCGAACGGCGAAACUUUCGCCCAUUGGAUGGGGUGCAAUUACGUGCUGCUUAUAGUCACGUCAGAGUUGGAAUUUAUUGCCCGGAAUCGGAAACAACGAAACCCGUCGUUUGCGACACCAAACCACCGAUCGAAUACACGAGGAAAUUUAAAAAAAAUUUGGGACCAGUAUCGAGACUGCUGAGACGUCGUCAUCAUGCGACAUGCCUUGCAACCAAAUCCUGUGAUAACAUUUAUACCGUGAAUAGAAAUAGUAAUUCAUUGGACUGGAGAUUAGGACAAAGUGGAAAUGAGCAAGGGCUACAAUCUCGACAAAGCAGUAGCUUAGACUGGAGAGUCGGAAGAUCCGUCACUUUUGGUUCCAACAAGCUCCAUUGGCGAAAUGCCACUCGUAGUGCUGAACAACUUUCUGCCAAUACUCCGAUCGGUUCUGAUCAUAUUCAAACGCCAAGUACCAAAUCUAAACUCGUAUCGCUACUUAGACGACUCUCACCUCGUUUAUCACGACCCGGAAGCAAAGGAUCCUUGCAAUCAUCACCGACUAUCUGUCCAUGGGUCCAAGUAGAAUAUUCGACGGAAUCGAUCGAUGCCACCAAACGAGAGGAGUCCCAAGAGAGUGACUUGAGUUUUCAACAGGAAUUACAAUUGAACGAGCUGAGAAAACGAAUGGCAGGAAUCGCUUCUACUUCUCAGGUCAUUACGAAAUCUACGAACGAUAACGAAGAUCAAAUCGUGCCACAUCAUCAUCCGACCUUUCAAGUCCAGGAAUCCAACAACAUCGAUCGUAACGACUGCAUCCAUACAGCCGUGCACGAGGAUCGCGGAGAGGAGAAGCCGUCGUCGAGGGAUCGUCGUCGAUCAAACGUCGAUCACGAAACGACUCGGCGUUGUGGGGUGGGUGGAAACGCCGAGCUACCGGGCCUGGAGGAGUUUGGGGACUCCUGCGUCGCGACGGUGACGUCCUCGGUACCCGGGGCUGGGCUAAGCUCUGGUCGACGCACCAGGCCCCUUUCUCUUGCCGUACAACCUCUCAACUAUCAUCGUCUCGAUCCAGACGCCACAGGCGACGAACUCGAUCAUCAUCUUCUACCCAACAUGACCAGUCAGGAGAGCAUCGGAAGCUGCAGCUUGGACGUCGAUCGUUCCGUCUCCGACCGAUCAGAGAACACCGUAGAUACCGUCUCAGAGAGAACGCUGCACAGUCUUAACUUGUCGUGUAACGGUGAGCCGAUUUCCACGGCGGAAAAUUUGGUGAACGGUAGCAGCGAGACGCUGCAAAAGUCCCAUCUCACUCCCGAUGAUAAGGUAAUCGUCAGCAAUGGUCAUCGUUGCAGUCCCGAGCCAGAACAGCUGACAGCUAAGAAGCCAAGUUACUUGGGAUUGGCUUGCAGUAUUAGCGGCUACUCGGGCAUCACAAGGUACGAUAGUAAAUUGAGAGAAGGUUUCCGAUCGAGAGACAGCAGCCCUGGUACAAGACUGAUCACUAGGGAUACUAGUCCUGCAGGUUUCAAAUCAAACGAGAAUUUAAGUGUUCCGAUACAUCAUUAUCCGCCUAAGAGUCAAUCAAUUUCACCGCUCGCAAUGGAUCGACAAAAUGGUUUCGCUAACGGCAUGAAGGAGGAGUGUAAGAUAGAAACUUAUAGAGAAACGAGAAAUUCGAUGAGUAUAUGUCAGGGCUUCUCCGAGGUCGAUAAAGGGGUAUCCAUACAUGCAACGUUUCCCGACGUAAGCCCCAUUAGGGUAAAUUCUUCCUCGAGAAGGAGUCCUGGGAUCGUACAAGUGAUGUCCUGUGGUCAACAAACGAAAUCCUUUUCUUCAUCGAGCUACGCCGAGUCAUCGCCAAAACCUUCUACGAUAAAUAUUUCAAAUACCUCGUUUAGCGAUACAAGUAUAUUGAACGGUUCGAACGUCGAGAUUGAACAACAAACUACGAAUACCUCUUCCAGCAGUGAAAAGUCCUUCAUUCAGCAACGGGUCGAACGAUUGUACGGUCCUGGAGCUCUCGCACAGGGUUUCUUCUUUAAACGAAGCGUUACUAAGUUAAACGUUACUGACAAUAGUUUCAAUAAAUUUAGUAAUAAUAGCGACAACUCGACGGACAACGUUAACACCGAGGAGUCCUUGAAAAAUCUGCCAGUCCUUAGACAUCUUCGGCCUGAAUUCCGUGCUCAAUUACCUGUGGUCAGUUCUAGAAAACCUACGGACGGUACCGAACAAGUAAUAAAACCAUUGCGAAGGAUAUCGCCAGCUCCACGUAAAACUGAACAACAAUCGAAAAUUUGUAAAACCUCACACGUCUCGGAAAUCGUUGCGGAAUCGUCAAACCAGCACAAUAACAGCAUCGCUAGUAUACCGGAUCAACAACCCGCUGCACCGAAGGUAGUGUUACCUGUUUUAGAAACAAGCGCUAGUUCCAGUAACGUGGCAAAACAAAUGCAGGAAUUAGAGAAAACGACUGAAGAAAAGAACGGACAUUAUUUUUUGAAACUGUUGAAACAAGAAACGGACAGACUUUUGUCAUUAGCUGCGUCAGCUGAAGCCGAGUUAGCCAGUGGCGAUCCCGUUGCAUUACCCGAAGAAGCAGCCGGUAAAUUGAGAUCGGCCGCUGGCAAAGCGAGAUUACUGGCUUCGCAAAAGAUGCAGCAGUUCGAGGGAUUGUGUCAAAAAAAUAUUAAUCAAGUGCCAGGCGAAGAAUUUCCAACUACGAACGAAGACUUGGCUGGCUUUUGGGACAUGGUCAUGCUGCAAGUAGUUCAAGUUAAUGAACUUUUUGAUCAAAUUGAAAAGUCAAGAAAAUCGCAAUGGCAAGAGAAUCCUUUGCAUCGUAUAUUCGUAUAUGGAACCUUGAAGAGAGGAGAACCAAAUCAUAAACUCAUACAGGAUACGGCUAAUGGAUAUGCGAAAUUUCUUGGAAUUGCUAGAACUACGUCAUCUUAUCCAUUGAUAAUUGCUACUAAAUACAACAUUCCAUUUUUACUGAAAAAACCAGGAAUCGGUCAUCAUGUGAUCGGCGAGAUAUACGACGUCGAUUCGAAGAUGUUGACGAGAUUGGAUGAACUCGAGGAACAUCCAAAUUUUUAUGAGCGUAUGGAAGAGGACGUUCUCAUGGCAACAGAAUCUAAAUUCAAAUCCAAUAAUAAUUUCGAAGAGAUCGGCUCGUUAACAAAAGCAUGGAUUUACUUUUUACCAAAAUUCAAGGCUUCCUUACUCGAAGGACCGAUGUACGAAUCCUACAGCAAUGAGGGAGAUCAUGGAUUAAAAUAUGGAGAAAAGUACGUUCGCGAUCCUACAUUUGAUCACAGAAGAGAGCGACGUAAGUACAGCAACUUAUGAGGACGUACUUUGACAAUGUCCAAGGUCAUGCACGAAUAAAUACGAAUGUAACUAUUGUUUAAUUCAAUAUCGCGAUCUGUGAUGAGAUCUUAUAUUCGUAGUAUCUAUAUAUAUAACUAUACAUAUAUGUAUAUAUAUAUAUAUGUAUGUAUGUAUAUAUGUAUAUAAGUAAACAUACGUAUAUCAAAGCUGUAAAUACAAAGAGAAAAAAAAAAAAAAAAAAAAAAAAAAAAAAAAAAAAAAAAAAAAAAAAAAAAAAAAAAAAAAAAAAAAAAGGAAAGAACGAACGAGUUAAGCUGAUCUAAAAAGUAUUUAAUAUUUAAUAUAAGCUUUGUUUUACACUCACCUCCAAAAGUACAUUAACAAUUUCUACUUCUUGCUCUCUUUCUUUCUUUAAUAAAACAAAGAAAAAGAAUAUAUAUAUAUAUAUAUAUAUAUAUAUAUAUAUAUAUAUAUAUACAUAUAGAUAUAGAUACAGACACACAUAUAUAUAUAUAUAUAUGCAAGUAAACGAAUCAAUGUGUAGGAUUCAAUCUUGUGAUAACGAUCAACGCGAAUUCAAAAGAAAGAAAAAAAAAACAUCAACAGAAUUAAGAAAUCGGACAAUGAAAAACUUCCAUAAAAUUUUAUGUAUAUAUAUAUAUAUAUAUAUAUAUAUAUAUAUAUAUAUAUAAAUUUGUAUAUACAUAAUGCGAUAUAAUAUUUAAUGUCGCAUCGAAAUAAGGACACGAUAGACGUUACCGGCAAUUUUAUAAAAGAAAAAUUAUUGAUCCCUUUUCUUCGUCUUCUUCUACUUCUUCUUCUUCUUUCAAUAGUAUACAUAAUACAUAAAUACAUAAUUUAGGAUUCAGAAAGGAAAUUCUUAUACCCCAAAAAAAUCGUUCUCGAUGAUUCAUUUUUAUUUACUUCCUUUAUCAUUUUAUCAAUAGCCACGUUUUCUCUCUUAUAUGUAUAUAUAUAUGUCUCAACACUUUCUAACUUGAUUCUUCUUUUCGUCAUUUAAUUUUCUUAAAUAUCAUUCUAUCGCUUGCUUUCUUUCUCUCUUUCUCUCGCUCUCAAUCAUGCAACGAUAAAGUGAUUCUAAUUUCAACUAUAUACCGUUAACAGAAGGCAGAUUAUUUCUUCUUCUUCUUUUUUUUUUUUCCCCUUAUCGCCAUAAUCGGCUAGGAUCAUUCGAAUGUUUCUCUCUUUUUUUUUUCUUCGAGAGAUACUAUGCAGUUUCUCUUGUAACAUAUUUUGGAAGCUGAACGCAGAAGCUCUUUUACAACGAUUGGCGUUAAAAACAACGCGAUCAGAGAUACAUGGAGCAAUAUAUAUAUAUAUAUAUAUAUAUAUAUAUAUAUAUAUAUAUAUGUACACAUAUAUAUAUAUUUUUAUUUUUCUUUGUUUAUUAAUUGCAAUUACGAGAUCGAAAACGGAAAGGAUUACGUUUACUCCGUUUAUUUUGCACCACUUUGUCCUUUAUAUAUUUAUAGGAAUAAACGCUUACAUGGACAUUUUAAAAGCGUUUUACGUAUAGAUAAUAGUUUGAGUGGUGCGGACUAAAGUCAAUAAAAAAAAAAAAAAAAUAAUAAUAAUAAUAAUGAAAAAAAAAAAAAAACUAAAAUUA